GUGCCACUUUCAGGUCUCCUCACACUGCUGGUGUGUUCCAUUUUUUGUCAUAGAGUUCUGGCAGAUUACGGGCCUCCCAUAGCUGCUGCCAGGCCCCUAAUCUGCCAUGGGCCCCUAUACCGCCUCCUCAUGCUGCUGCCAGGUCCACAGUCUCUCAUGGGUCCCUGUACGGCCUCCCAUUGCUGCUGUCUCCAUCGCCACACUCUGCCAUGUGCCACUUUCAGGUCUCCUCACACUCCUGCUGGUUUCCAUUUUGUCAUAGGUUGCUGUAUGGCCUCCCAUUGCUGCUGCCUCCACCGCCACACUGUGGCUCCAAACACUGGUUUUGGCCCCGUGACUGGCCAAAUGAGUGAAGUGUGCGGUGAUUCUAAGAUCGACGGCACUCAUCUGCAUGUCAUACUG
This is a messenger RNA of Staurois parvus, 402 nucleotides long. Lineage: Eukaryota; Metazoa; Chordata; Amphibia; Anura; Ranidae. The record is from the annotation of a GenBank genome assembly.